ACUGCGGGGGGAAUAAUCCAGGAAGUGGACGCGGAUCUUUUCCCCAGGAUGAUGAAAACAUCUCCGCUUUUCUCAGUUUCUCUGGAUUUAAACAACGUCUACUGAAUUUCACUGCACCUGUAACUCAGGUAAGAACGUAACGAGACGCAAGAAACGAGUUUAAACGACUCUUUUCACUUCGAACACGAGUCUGCGUUCGUCAGCACAACUUCUGCUCCUAUGGAACAACUAUGAAGGCAGCUCGCAGCAACAUGUUGGGAGCAGCAGGUUCCAACAGUAAAGUGAAGUAUUCACGUGUGGCUGCUGAUGAGGACGGAUAUAUAGACUUACAGUUUAAGAAAAGUCCACCAAAGGUUCCGUACAAGGCCAUUGCUCUGGCACUGUUCCUGUUUCUGAUCGGCUCCUUGCUCAUCAUCUUCGGGGCUCUUCUGCUGUCGGGAACCAUUCAAGUGGAGCAUCCGGACCGUACCAUUCCCGUCAUCAUCAUCGGGCUGCUCGUCUUCCUCCCUGGGUUCUACCACCUGAGAAUCGCCUACUACGCUGCCAAAGGUUUCCGGGGUUACUCGUACGACGACAUCCCCGACUUUGGUGACUGAUGUGAACGCCGGCUGCUGAUUGGUGGAGACGCUGCCGCCGCCGUGACGUCUGUGAAUGUUUGUCGCAAAAGAGAAAAAACAAACAAAAAACAAACGUCGCCUCCUGUUGAUCCACAGGUGAACUACACGCAUGAGCCUGCAUUUUAUAUAGCUCACGUGUGCUGAGUCAUCCUCCACGCUAAAGCUUAGUUUACAGUAGAACCGUGGCCCCCUGCUGGAUCACGGCGGUGUUGCAGGUUGGUCUCAGAUAAUAGAAAUUCUUUGUUCAAGUUAAAUAUGAUUGAAGUCAUAUAUAUCAUGUGAGUGAGUGUAUAUUUAGAUAAACAAAAUGAUAAUAAUUAUAUUAUAAACAUUUAUAUUGAGAUUAUGACUAUAAGGGCUGAAUGAUUUCAUUAUGAUUUUUCUGGCAGUUAUUGCCAUUUGAACAAUAAGAAAUGAAACGAUAAGAUUUUGUAAAUAACCUUCAGCUGAUGAAAGUGAUUCAUUGUUCAGUCCUAACGACGAUCGAUGAUUGAUCACAGAUUUAAAUGUUAAUACUGCUGCUUUUCCUGAAUUGAAUUUGUGAAGUCACAAGUCACUCAUAUUGUUUUAAUUCCCUUUGAUUCACUAUCGAUUCUGUUCGACAUGUUUUUCUUGGUGAUGAAGGAGAGACUCACACAAACUUUAAAUCUCUGGAACCCAAACUCUAAUGUUUACAUUCAAACUUGACCCCAAAGUCGUUAGGUCGAUGCACUUUGUUAUUUAAUAUGACCUCACUGUACAGUUGUAAAGCAGAGUAAUGUGCCGUCCAGCAGAGGGCGCUGUUGUCGUCAACAGAUGUUUUUUUUAUGUUGCUUUAAAGUGAAAAUGGAGGAAACAAACAAACUAAACAAAACACGGUCAAAGUGGCGACGCACGGAACGUGAACUCGGCUGCCGACGGAAGUCACGCGUGACUGUCGCGUUCAAACCUCGUGACUUUGAGAUCUCAGGAAGUGACAUUAACGUUAAAGAUUAUUAUUUUAUUUUUUUUAAAAUACAAUUAAAAAAAAGAUUUCAUGAAUAGAUGUUAGGAUGUACAAAUAAAUCAGUAAAAUAUCUAAAAACCUUCACAAACCUGGAAUAAAGAGGUGAAACAGAUGCCUUUAAUUUACUGCUGUUACAAACUGCACUGGUUUACAGUAAAGAUUAUAAAAUCA
This is a messenger RNA of Solea senegalensis (Senegalese sole), 1773 nucleotides long. It is a transcript of the gene tmem230a, whose product is annotated as transmembrane protein 230a. Lineage: Eukaryota; Metazoa; Chordata; Actinopteri; Pleuronectiformes; Soleidae. Bases 231 to 596 code for a protein of 121 amino acids. Gene Ontology annotation, cellular component: endomembrane system; synaptic vesicle. The record is from RefSeq and is a predicted model, not a curated record. Gene Ontology annotation, biological process: synaptic vesicle transport. The transcript is spliced from 4 exons.